AUGGGACUUGCAAAUGACUCCGAGAAUCAAAGCUCAAAUGAGCAACAGAUAAUUGACAAAAUCAAAGAAUUGUUUCCACAAUUAGAAAUUGAAGAAGAAGCUUUAAUCAAUUGGGAAGUUGACUUGAUAGAGAAUAUUGAUAACUAUGGCAUGGAAGAUGCUAUCUCAAACAUUGUAAACUACAAUCCGCAAAAUGGAUCAACCAUCCACGACCACAAUAUAAAUACCGUGCUAAAUUUGGUUCUGACGCAACUCAAAGACGGUAACGAGUUCGGUGCAAUUGUCCUAGAAGUGCUAUGUACGAUGCUAUCUCAAAGCCAAAUCCUCAGAAUAAAAAACCACAACAACUUGUCUGAACUAGUUAAUCAGUAUGUGCAUUUUUUGAAGGGACCUUAUAAGAACAGACCCAGUACUAUUCUUAAUUCACUUAAGAGACUAAUUUUAAUAUUGAUGGAUUUAGGAUGCACUGUCGAAACAUUUCGAAAACUUGCCACCCCGCUAUACACUGGAUCUGAUGCUUUGGUUCAGCUGGAAGUAGUAGAGUUUUUGAAUGAAAUUUUAGAAAAAUAUCCAACUCACUAUCCAUUCGUACUCACACAACAGCAAAUAAACUUUCCAAUUUCAAGCACUAUCAAUAAAUCAUUCUCGAUAUACGGUUGGAUAAAGUUGAGUAACCGCAACAGUGAAAGUAACAACUUUGGUAUUGCGACCUUGUCAAGUUCCGAUUCAUCCACGAGCACAAUUUUCACCCUUCGGAUCGUAAACGGAAACCAGAUCAUGGUAGAGAUGAAAAAUCCCAUAAACAAAUCUAGGUCACAGUUUACCUUUAAUCAUAUUAUUGGUGAAACUUUUGAUGAACCUUUUCAGAUAGCAUUGACGUAUGAUGAGAGAACUAACCUCAACUUGUACGUCAACGGCGAAUAUUAUGAAAGCAUACCUUGUUCAGGGCUUCACAAGGACAGCUUGAGUUGGAAUAAGAUUUCGAUUGGUGAAUUUGACUGCGGUUUGAUGAUUAGAAAUAUCACUUUGUGCAAUGUGUGUCUCCCUCAGGAGUUGAUUGAGUAUUUAUUCUGUUUGGGAGUCGGAUCUAACGUACAACUCAGAAGUUUGGGCGACGGACCAUUGUCAAACUUGAAAACACAACUUUCAUACAGUUCCCUUUUCACCUUUGCAAAGAAACACACUGUGAAUAAGAAAGCAGACGGCAAAUCGAGUAAUCAGAAAAAAAGGGUGCUUGGAACUAAACUGAAUAGACGCGACAACGGUGAAAUGGAUGACUUACAUAUAAACCUCAUGCACAAAGCACUGAUUGCAAUCCUGCGUUGUGGUAUAAGUGAUAAAAAUGUGCUUUUUGAUAUCAAUGAUAUAUUCAAUGACUUGAGCCAAAGAGUUACCUCAAAGGGAGACAUUGAGACAAAGGUAAUCUUUUGCAAUCCCAUUUCGAUAUAUCAAGAGUUUCAUGUGUUUGGCACAUUGCCCAGGCUAUUAAAAGUAAUGGAGGAUUCCUGUAAAUUAAAGGAUGAAGUAUUGAGAGAUACUCUCUUUUUGAAAACGUUGUCCUUUUUGUUCAAGCUUUUAACGAAUGACUGGAGACUUAGCAAAGAGUUUGAAGGUUUUAAUGGCUAUAAUUUAUUGGCACUCAUAUUAUUUCAGUACAAAGCUGUCAACCCAAGUCUAGUUUUUCAUAGCGAUGUUGUUAUCGCAGAUGUAUCUAGAAUUGAGAAUUCGGGUUGUCACAGCAUGAAUCUAUUGAAUGUAUUGUUGUUCUAUUGCGGUUUUGAUUUUUCCAACUCAACUAAAUCUUUAAUCAUCAAUUCAGACUGUUACCGAAUUUUGGUUUUAAAUUUCGAUUUAUUCUAUCGAUCAGAUUCGUUCGAGUUUCUCCUUUCCCAUAUAAGUGUUUUACUUUCAAAUUCUAACUACGAGCAGCAUAACAUGUUAUACAUCAAAAGGGCAAAUUUGUUAAAGCGGUUGCUACAUUUUCUCAAAAGCGCAAAAGUUAGAGAUGAUCUGCUAUCGCCAAACUUUGAGCAUACUUUACUCCGAUUGAUGUCCACUGUCUUGCCAUUGGAUGCAACUGCAGAGUCAAUCCUAGCAGUAUCCACUUACAUAAUGUUCGCCAUUUACAGUCCAGAAAGCUCAAAAAUCUGUGCAAUUGCCGUAUUAAAAUCCCUCACAGACUUCAUUUGUGAUCCAGAAACACCAAUCAAGACUUUAAAGAAAUUUUCACGAUCGAUAACUAUACAUUGGAUAAACCUUUUAUUCAAGAGCGACAUGGAGCUUGCUGUUUGUUGUGGAGUACGCUUGCUAACUCGUUUAUUGAAUAUCUUGGGGAAACAUGUCGUGAACCGGUUCUUUCUGCAAAACCAUGGACUCGAUAUGUUGGCGCUGUCCCUUGAGUCUUGGUGGAGUAGUGGAAACGUUUUAAAAUCCCUUUUCCUGGCUUCCCUAGGUCUUUCAGAGAACUACAACGCUGAACUCCCGAUUUUCAAAGGAUCCACAGAGAUACUUUUUCCCGAGUUUCUCUUGCUCCUUAACGAGUUGGAAUUGAAUGCAAUGUAUACGUUGAGCAAUAAUUUGGGUAUGACUGUGGGGAGUAAUCCAUCCACUCCAGUUAAAACGAGCAUACAGGAGGAUGUAUCUCUUUCGUUUGAUGCCCUUCAUCUGUUGAACAUGUAUUGUGACUGGUUAGAAAGGCUCAAUAUUUUGCCCAGUAUGGAAAAGUCGGCCCCGUUUAUGGAUGGUUUAAUACAUCUAUUGGCGUAUUUGAAACUAAGCUUGACGUGGUUUUCAGAUGGUACUACAGCACACAGUUUUGCAGAGCUAUACAAACGAUUGUUAGACUUGUUAACCCAGUACUAUGUGUCCAGUCUACGGUCUAACAAAUUUCAAUCUACUUUUACCGAAUUAAGUGACUUUAGCAAGCUUUUGUUGUUAAAUUACGUAUUUCCAAAGAUCUUUGAGCAUGUCAAGAACUUCAUCACUGUUUCGAAUUUCAUUCACGAUGAAGCUCAAUUUUCAAAGAGCCUAGCUACUUUGCUAAUGAUAUUCUAUAAUGAGUUUUCGAGAAAGAAGUACUUUGUCGCAAUAGAGGACUUGCAAAAUUUUCUAACAUGUCAAGUUGUACUAUUGGAAAAAAAUGAAUCGAAUGAGGUGAGGCGUUUAAACCCGAUAUUGGCUGAAACUGUUUCUCAACUACUCCUACAAAUUGGGUGCGAUAUUGAAAUCACAUUUCUUUCCAGCACAAACCACUUGACGGCGUUGUUGAAGGAACUUCUCUAUAGGCAGGUGACUGUGUUUGACAAAGAUGUACUUGGACCUGAUCGGCUAGUUAUUGUAAUCAAGCUCGUUCUAGGUAUGGUAUUGAUGAAUAAUCUUGAAGAUGAACAGAUAUCGACAGAAAUUACAUUUAGUUUUCUAAGAACUGUAUAUUUACAGUAUAUGGAUGACUUUCCGCUGAUAAUACAGAAAUUGAACUUUGACACGAGCCUGAUGAAUGAAUUGUUUGCCAAUUUGAUUACUAGGGAUGACACCGAAACCUUAUCAAAGCUCAAGAAAUAUCCGCCUGUUGUGAAAAGCAUCUUGACAGAAUACCAUGCAUUGAAACAAGACUAUUUGAAAGCCGAACGUUUGAGGGUGUCAAGCAUUGUGAGAGUCAGUCUUCAUAAUGGUGCAAAGUUGGUUCACACAAAUAGCAUAUAUGUAAAGAGCUUUGAAAAUGAUUGUCAGUCUAUGAAGAGACAGACUUUGAAGGCAGAAAGGACCAAGUACAACCGAACAAUUCAGGACCGAAAUGAGAACAUGUCUCAAUGCGAUCAAGUUUACCAAUCCCUAAAGAGUGAGGCAUUAAGAGUGUUUGGUCUUCAGGAACCAAAUAGUUUCACCCUUGACUAUAUUGAAAACGAUGACAGGAUGCGGGCAAGAUUGGUUAUAGAAGAUCUUUUGUCGCAAUCUGAAAGAUUAAGCUAUGAAGUUCAGGUGCCUUUGCUCCAAUCCAAUGUCGAAGCCGACCCCUCAAAUGAGUUGGACUUUACUGUCAUACCGAAUUGUAUUGAUACGAUGGAUUUUUCUAAUGACCUUAUAGAAGGUGUGCCUGAUAAUUCAGAAUCAUCGAAAAGCCAAGAUAACGAUGACGACAAUGAAGGUGAUGAGCAUUUUGAUGAUAAAAACAGACGUGUUAGUAGGAGCUUGUUUGUUGGUGAUCAAAUCGUGUCCCUUUGGAACGUUUGCCAAAUUAAUGGAUUGGUUCCUGUCGAAAGUUUGUUAAUUUUGGGUUCCAACUACUUGUAUUUGAUUGAGAACUACUUUCAUGGGCAGGAUGGAAACAUUGUUGAUGUCAAUGAUGCUCCACAGGAGUUAAGGGAUCCCAUCAUGCAGUUGGUUAAUUUGCAGUCAAGUAAGCUAGACUUGAACAAUCGUUCGCAUAGAACCAAAAGUUGGGGAUUGGAAAAAUUGAGCUGUAUAUCAAAACGCCAGUUUUUGCUUCGAGACAAUGCACUUGAAAUGUUUUUCAGCGAUGGUUCCAACAUUUUGAUCACCUGUUUGACGCAAAAGGAAAGCAGUGCUGUUUAUAGCAAGUUGUCUCGAUACGCGACUGGUAGAGACAUUGAUCCUGAUCUCGCUCAGGCUUUGGCACUGAACUCGAAUGCAUCACACAAUGACAGUAUUUCGUCAAAAUUGGUUUCAGCGUUGUCUAAUACGUCUCUUAAUAGCUACCUCCACUUAUCAGCAACUAAGAAGUGGAAGAUGGGGGAAAUUUCAAACUUUUAUUAUUUGAUGAUAAUAAACACUUUGGCAGGAAGAACUUUUAAUGACUUGACGCAAUAUCCAGUGUUUCCUUGGGUAAUAGCGGACUAUACGAGUGACACUUUGGACUUGUCGAACCCUAAAACUUUCAGGGAUUUAUCAAAACCAAUGGGGGCACAAACGCCAAGUAGAGCCGACCAAUUUAGAGAAAGAUUUGAGGCAUUAGCUAGCUUGGAUGACGAAGACGCCCCUUCCUUCCACUAUGGAACGCAUUAUUCAUCGGCAAUGAUUGUCACGUCUUACUUGAUUCGGAUGAAGCCGUACGUUCAAUCAUAUCUUUUAUUACAAGGAGGCAAAUUCGAUCACGCCGAUAGGCUUUUCAAUUCAAUAGAAAAGGCUUGGUGUUCUGCUUCUCGAGAUAACACAACAGAUGUGAGAGAGUUGAUUCCCGAAUUUUACUAUUUGCCGGAAUUUUUGAUCAAUGCAAAUAAUUUUGAUUUUGGUAAGUUACAGAAUGGUGAAGAGUGCAAUGAGGUUAAAUUGCCACCGUGGGCCAAGGGAGAUCCAAAGUUGUUUAUCGCAAAGAAUAGGGAAGCCUUGGAAAGCCCUUACGUUUCAGCAAACUUACAUUUAUGGAUUGAUUUGGUAUUUGGGUUUAAACAAAGCGGACAAGACGCAAUCAACUCAUUGAAUGUAUUCCAUCACUAUUCAUACAAUGGAGCAAUUAAUUUGGACAAUAUUGAGGAUGACGUACAGAAGCGUGCAGUUAUUGGUAUGAUCAAUAAUUUUGGUCAAACUCCAGCAAAAGUGUUUCUGAGACCACAUGUAAUGAAAAAUGUCUUAAAUUUGUCAACUUACUACUUGACAUUGUUGAAUGUCGAAAAAGCGCCUAACUUGGUUUUUGAAUCCAAAAUUAGGGCACCAAUAGCAAAGUUAGAAAUUAGUUCCAGAAACCCUCGUCGAUGGGUUGGUAGACAUGAAUGUGUUUCAUGUGAAGAUGAUUUAUUGAUCCGUAAAUCAAAACAGUCGAACUUCACCAAUGGCUCAUUGAUUGUAAAUGACACAAUGUUUACCAAUAUCCAUUCCUGUGAUAUUACGUUUGUUUUGAACAUUGGCUUUAAAAUGUUUUUGACAGGGGCAGCGAAUGGAUUGAUCUCUGUUUGGAAGUGUCAAGUGAAGCCGCAAUUAACCUUGGAUCACAUUUCUACUUUGAGGGGCCAUUUUUGUUCCAUAAAGAGUUUGGCCUAUAGUAGAAGCUUUAAGAUCGGGAUAAGUGUGGAUGAAACUGGGGUGGUUAUAUUGUGGGAUUUGAUUAGAUUCACAUUCAUCAAGAAUCUUUCUCCUGGUGCUGGAAACCGUACCAAGUGUCUUGCAAAUAUUUCGAAUGAUUCUGGGGAUAUAGUAAUCAUCACAGGAAAAGGAGAAGAAGGGGUGUUGGACUUGUACAAUGUAAAUGGUUGUCACAUCCUUUCUCGGGUGAUUGACAAAUUUGACAAUGUCACAGCAGUAACAUUUGGAAUGACAAAUAUUCCAAGAGCAAGUGGAACUAGACCAGCCACACUUUCGAGUCAUGUGUAUUGGUCCAAUGAACUUGUUGCCAUUGCCCGCAAUGAGAGUGUUGAGAUUUUAGAAUUGGCUCAUAAUUCCCAAGUUGGAUGGUCGUUAAAGCUUCUACAAGAGGUGACAGUACACAACAUUAGCGGAAAAAUUACGACACUUUGUUUAUUGAAAUGCUCCGAAGUUGAUCAUGAAGAUAGACUAAUACGCGGUAUGUUGAAGUUGAUUAUUGGCGAUUCAACAGGUAAAGUGUACCAUGUAUAG
Lodderomyces margitis is the source of this 6567-nucleotide messenger RNA. It is a transcript of the gene BPH1, whose product is annotated as Bph1p. The transcript has a single exon. NCBI's taxonomy places the organism in Eukaryota, Fungi, Ascomycota, Pichiomycetes, Serinales, Debaryomycetaceae. The coding region runs from base 1 to 6567 and encodes 2188 amino acids. Gene Ontology annotation, molecular function: protein binding. The record is from RefSeq and is a predicted model, not a curated record.